CAGUGUCAGGACUGUGGGACUUGAGGUUUUUGAGAGGAGCCUAAAACUGGUUCAGGACUAGGCUCAUCCUUGAAUGGGAGGAGCCUCAAAGAACAGCAGGAGCUUCACCUUUCCCUAUGAAAAUAGGUGUGGCCAAAGUCGCUUGCUCAGACUCUUGCCCCAGAGGCUUCCAGUCUGUUCCAGCUUGGUGGCUGCUACCUGGAGCUCUCUGUCUGAAGUCUAAGAGAGGAAGUAAACAUCUUCAUUGGAAGAGAAAGCUGUGUGGGAAAAAGGAAUAGCAGAUCACCAGAGGGAAAAGUCUGUCUGGAGUUCAUCAGGUUCCUAAAGGACAAGCUAGUUGGAAAGGCUGCAGAACUCAGAGGCUAUUCCAUAUCACCUGGAAAAAACCAAAAGCAACAUAAUGUCUCGCUACGGAAAGCACCCACGCCUCAGCCUGGAAGAAGGUGUAAACUUCCAGAAUCCAAUAGAAACGGAUGAGGUGGUGUUCCCAGUAGUUCCCACACCUGAGGAAGAGGAGAGAGAGGGAGAGGACGUGGUCCAAAGGGAAGAGGAAGAAGAUAGCAAUGAGCAGGAGAAGGAGGAAGAUAACAUUGAGAAGGAAGAAGAAGAUGAUGAAGCAAAGGAGGAAGAAGAGGAAAAGGAAGAGUCUGAUGAUGAAGUGAAUGAGACUGAAGAGGAAGAAGAUAUAACUUCCAUGCUUUUCUCUAAUGUCGCUUUAGCUGCUUUAUCCCCUCCUCCUUCUUCCUCCUCCUCUUCUUCCUCCCCUUCUUUUUUUUCUCUGUUACAGAGCGAUCUAGCAGAGACUGAGGCCUUUGCUGUAGGACUGCUGGGCAUUUUUCAGAAUGCUCAGAGCUUCUUCCCCUCACCUACAUUAGGGGAAAAUUUAGAUGAAGCAGUUGGCCACCAGGAAGAGAGUUCAGGUGUUAUCCCAUCUCCAGAAGGCCCUGACUCCUUCCUCGAUACUGUAAUACAAGAAAAGGCUACUGAUUUGGUGUUUCUUUUCAUUUAUAAGUAUAGAAUGAAGGAACCCAUCACAUUAACUGAAAUCUAUGAGGUUAUAACUAAUGAUUAUGAGAACCAUUUUCCUGUCAUUUUCAUUGAAGCUUCUAAAUGCUUGGAGAUGACAUUUGGGAUUGAUAUAAAGGAAAGUGAUCUUGUAAGCAAUGCUUAUGUCUUUGUCAACUCACUGAACCUCACCUAUGAGGAUGUGCUGAGUGACAGUGAUAGCCUGCCUAGAAAUGCUUUCCUGAUAGUUAUUCUGGGUGUAAUAUUCAUAGAAGGGAACUGUGCUUCUGAAGAAAGAAUCUGGGAGUUCUUGAAACUGGUAGGAGUGUAUGAUGGAGAAGAGCACUUCAUUUGUGGGGAUCCCAGGGAGUUCCUCACUGUAGAUUUAGUGCAGCAAAAUUACCUGGAAUAUCGGGAGGUGCCUAAUAGCCAGCCUUCGUGCUUUGAGUUCCUGUGGGGUCCAAGAGCCUAUGCUGAAACUACCAAGAUGAAAGUUUUGGAAUUCUUGGCAAAGAUGAAUGGGUGUGAUCCAUCUGAUUUCUCAGUCUGGUAUGAAGAGGCUUUGAGAGAUGAGGAAGAGAGGGCCUGGGCCUUAAAUAACUCUGCAAAUACAAGCCCAAAUGCAUGGCUUCUAGAGCGCUGAUCACUGGUUUCUCUUACCCAGUGAGACGGAUCUCUUUGGCAUGGAUUCACUCUAAUUUUGAAAAGAGCAGUCAAAAUUUUAAGUAAGGGAAAAUCAAACUUAUGCUCAGUAGAACAUUAUCACUAUGCUAAUUGAGGCUUUCUUAACUGUUUCAUUUGGGGUUAAUGUUAAAUGUUACUCAUUUUAAGGGAAAGUGUAUUGCCUCUAAAAUCUGUGAUUGAAACUGAUAAUACAAUCAUUACUGUUUGUUGUAAAAUAUAGUGGAAGAAUUACAUAAUGUUAACUUUUGAUUGCUUUAAUCCUUUUAUUCUAUUCUGGAAAAGUAAAAUGUAGUAUGCAUUUAUUUUCUAGAUUUAUGUAACAAAAUAGGACAUAAUAACAAAUCUUAAUAAAGACUGCUCACUUACUCAUUCACU
Molecule: messenger RNA, 2064 nt
Organism: Mastomys coucha (southern multimammate mouse)
Lineage: Eukaryota; Metazoa; Chordata; Mammalia; Rodentia; Muridae
Product: melanoma-associated antigen 10-like
Exons: 4
Coding region: 401-1648 (415 amino acids)
Biological process (GO): negative regulation of transcription by RNA polymerase II
Cellular component (GO): nucleus
Source: RefSeq, a predicted model, not a curated record